ACCGUCCCAAUAAAAAAACUUGAAUUGGUUGAAGAACAAAAGCUUUUUGAUUUGGGAUUUCACCUGUAAUGAAGCUGGACUGUUUCCCUGGUUUUCUUCUAAUAAGUUCGAUUAUAAUUCUGCUCCAAAUGCACAAUCUUUUGUUACUCUAAAUGAUUUCACUUUGAUUUAUUUUUCAAAAGGUGAAAUUGUGGUGAUAUUUGGGGGUUGUUUUGGCGAAACCCUGAUUUGGGUCUGCUUUGGAAUAACCAAUUCCCGUUUCCCAGGACGGGAAAUUAUCUAUGAAGUAAGAAGAUGGUUUCUUUGUCAAGUUUGUGGUGGUCUUCUCCAUCUUUACCCUCUUGUAGCUCUUCUCGGUCUACUGCGUAUGGCGUUUCGGGUGCAAAGAGAAUCGAGUCUUGUGUAUAUAAGCAGAAAAAGAAGAAAAGAAAUGUUAUUUGUGCUUGCAUGGCCCCUCCUCGGAACUUGGAAAGCGAUGGAUUCUCUGGGACCAAAUUCAAUGAAUCAUUUAAAUCUGAGAGUUUAAGCAACGCAUUCCAGCAUGAGCAUGAUGACUCUGAUGUUCUUAUUGAAUGUCGAAAUGUCUACAAAUCAUUUGGUAAAAAGCAUAUCUUGCGAGGUGUUAGCUUCAAGAUUAGACAUGGUGAAGCCGUGGGGAUUAUUGGCCCUUCUGGAACUGGGAAGUCUACCAUUCUCAAGAUUAUUGCUGGACUUCUUGCUCCAGACAAGGGAGAAGUUUAUAUCCGAGGAAGAAUGAGAGCUGGUUUGAUCAGUGAUGAAGAAAUUUCUGGUCUUCGGAUUGGACUGGUGUUUCAAAGUGCAGCACUUUUUGAUUCUCUAACUGUUCAUGAAAAUGUUGGUUUCCUUUUAUAUGAAAAUUCAAGAAUUCCAGAGGAUCAAAUCUCACAGCUGGUGACAGAAAACUUGGCUGCUGUUGGUUUAAAGGGUGUUGAGGAUCGGUUGCCUUCUGAGUUGUCUGGUGGAAUGAAGAAAAGAGUUGCUCUAGCUCGUUCUAUAAUUUUUGAUACCAUGAAGGAAUCAAUAGAACCUGAGGUGCUUUUGUAUGAUGAACCUACAGCAGGACUUGAUCCUAUUGCAUCCACUGUAGUUGAAGAUCUCAUCCGGUCAGUACAUAUGAAAGGUGAGGAUGCUGUUGGGAAACCUGGGAAGAUUGCAUCUUAUGUGGUCGUUACUCAUCAGCAUAGUACCAUUAGAAGAGCUGUUGACAGGUUGUUGUUUCUACAUGAAGGGAGGGUUGUUUGGCAAGGAAUGACUAAAGAAUUUGCGACAUCAACAAAUCCAAUUGUUCGACAGGGGCCUGGCUGGGCCAAUCAGAUAUUAGUUCAAGUACCUAAGGUUACUGCUAUUGAUUCAUGGCCAUAGAUUUCAGCAUCUACUAGGGUUGCUAUAAUAUCAUUUUUAGCUUCACCAAGUAAAAUCUAGAGCUAAUCUAUGAACCUCAAGAAGGGUUUUUUGACCAUUGUCUCUGCUGGUCAAUUCAUAGUGUAUAACUGACUCUUUUUUUGGUUUUCCAUUUGCUUUUCUUGUCCCUUUAUUGAAGUAUUUGGGAGGUCCCUAACUUGCCUUUGAAUUUGCCAAAUUUUUUUUUUCAUUUUUUUGUCUGGCCAUCUGAGAAUGAGAGUUUGAAAUUGAUGAAAUUGGGAGUUUUAUUGGUUCUUCUUUUUUUUUUUCUAUCCUAUCAAAAACGAAGAGCUAUGUUUUCAAGAUAUCCCACGAAAGCUUCAGUGACUUGAAAAUUCAAUUUUACCAUUUCAAUUUUAUCCUUCUAUCUUUUGUUCAGCUCAAACUUUGCAUUUUAUGUAGAGCUGCUUUUCAAUUUCUCACACUUGCAUGGGAAGGUAUUGGUUGGAUGGUUAUUGCAACACCCUCAUGGUAUAAAUUUAAGUCUGCACA
This is a messenger RNA of Rubroshorea leprosula, 1914 nucleotides long. NCBI's taxonomy places the organism in Eukaryota, Viridiplantae, Streptophyta, Magnoliopsida, Malvales, Dipterocarpaceae. The record is from the annotation of a GenBank genome assembly.